AAUCAUUCUAAUAUGAUGAAUUUGAUGCUCAAGAAACAUUUAUGUUUAUUAUCAAUGUUGAAAACAGCUGUGCUGUUUCUAAUACAUCAAAUAAGAGUUCAAACAAACAACAUUUGUGCAAAUGUCUUCCCAGACGGCAGCACAGUGUCGGCCCACAUCUGAUACCUGUGAAAUGUGGCCCAGAUGUGGCCCGGAUCUGGACCAACACUAUGUUGCCAUCUGGGUUUACAGUCACUUCGAUCCAUUGAAUGUAUAAAACUAUUUAAAACAAAUCUUACUGACAUCAACUUUUGAAUGUUAAAAUGCAAUUUCAUGUUGUCAAAUCCAGGAAAGCUAUCAUGCCACGAAACUACAUCCGAAAGACUGACUGGGGCUCGGUGACCUACGAGGAGCUGGAGAAAGCGUUCGUCGAAGUCAAGCGAGGGAAAUCCAUCAGAACAGUGGCGAAGGAAAGGAAGAUCGGCAGGUCCACCCUGCAGAGGUACAUGAAGAAGGCUGAGGAAAAGAGAGAGAAGACAGUCGGAUACAGGGGAACGGCGGAAGCCAAGAGGAUCCUGUCCGAGGAAUCGGAGGAGGAGCUGGCAGAAAACAUCAGGACGCUGGCUGAACGCACACACAGUCUUACUCCAAAGAAAUGCAGGGAAAUGGCAUUUGAAUUCGCACAGAAGAACAACAUUCCUGUGCCCAACAACUGGGGGGAGCAGAGGUUAGCAGGUCGAGAUUGGCUUAAUAGUUUCAUAACCCGCCACGAUCUCUACCGGCACAUAACUGAAGCGCCGUCUUUGGGAAGCCACGGACAGAUCAUCAGUUUCAGUCUCGUCAACCAAGACGAAAUCAAAGAGGAGAGGGGUGUUCCUGUCCCGCUUCAUGACGCUUCAGAGGAGGAGAGCGCUGAGAUCUGUGCUUCGGACCGAGACCUGUUGAACAGAGACUUAUUUCUUACAUGAUGUUAUAUAUGGGAAAUAAAUAAGUGAAAUGUAAGGGGAAAAAAAGGUUAAAAUAUUGUGUUGCUUAAUCUUGUUUCCUGUUGGUUUAAGGAUAUAUUUAAGAAUAUAAGAAUAAGUACUGCAAAAUUACUUGAUCACACAUUAUUAAAUUAUUAUUAUUAUCAUUAUUGUACUUUUGUUUAUGUUUUUGUAAAUAAUUUUUUCUUCAAAUAAUGCAACAAACAUUCAUGAAAUGUUUCAAAUCUGCAUCCAUAUACAGUAGUCACCAAAAGUGAUGUCUGGCCUAGGAAAAUCGACACCUUCACCCUUUAUUCAAAUAUUAUUUAUGCUGACGUAAUCUUUGGCCAGGUUGUCAUGCAAAGAAAUUAUGGACACAUGUAAAAACAAGAGAGAUUUAUUUAUUUAUUGAUUAUCCGAUCAUCUGAUGUUGUAGUCAAUGUACACUCUUAAAGUUAAUGUUAAUUUUUUUUUGCUAGUGAUAAUGUUUUGAGCUGUUUAAUUCAUAUAAUUUAAUAGAAAUAUAAAUAAAUUAAUUAAAACUACAUUCAUAAAAUUAGCCCAUGAUGGGAACCCUUAAAAGUUUGAAAAGCAUGAAGCACCUGAUGUAACCUUUUAAGGUUCAAUAUAGAACAUUUUGUUCUAAGAGAAUUAUUUUGCCAAAAUGUGUCAAAUUAAUACCUUAAUCAAUUCUAUAUUUUUUUCAACCCCCCCACCCUGUAUUGGUUGUCUCUGUUUCUUUAGAUCUAUUUUAUAUCUUGUGAAGAAAGAAAAAGGUGUUUCUGAAGAUAUUAAAUACAGUGCAAUCAGGAAGUA
Molecule: messenger RNA, 1760 nt
Organism: Pimephales promelas (fathead minnow)
Lineage: Eukaryota; Metazoa; Chordata; Actinopteri; Cypriniformes; Leuciscidae
Source: RefSeq, a predicted model, not a curated record